Molecule: messenger RNA, 2691 nt
Organism: Cyclocybe aegerita
Lineage: Eukaryota; Fungi; Basidiomycota; Agaricomycetes; Agaricales; Hemipholiotaceae
Source: the annotation of a GenBank genome assembly
AUGGCAUCCACCGCCUCCCCGCGCUUCCCCUUCUCCCUCCCCGGCUCCGGCUCCAAGAAAAAAUCCACCACGCACCCCUCCCGAGAAGGAGACGAGUGGUACAUCCCGUAUAACGGCCCGGUCGAGCCCCCGCCGCCGAAGAAGUCGGCGCGGAGGAGGGAUAGCUGGGGCGAUGUUGUGGAUGAGUAUGGGGAGGGUGGGGUUGCAAAAGGGAAGGAGGAUGGGAGGAGAGGAGAAGGGGAGGGAAAGCAGGGAGGCAAGGAGAGCAGGGACGAGUAUUGGGAUAGGGAUAGGGAUGGGUAUAGGGAGAGCAAGGAGCGUUUUCGGGAUGGACUUGGGUAUAGGGAGGACGAUCUGGAUGAUAGGGAGCGCACCCAAGGACCGCGAUGCACAUAUAGCGGGAGGAGGCGGCGUGCGCGCGAGCAGCGUCCUCGUAGGCGGACUCUUCUCCCAUCCACACUCGUACUCGCACUCCUCGCCCGCCUCCGGCUCGAACCCGAGAGGCAGCGCAGACUCGCGCGGGCGCCCCUCCGAACGCCCGCGCACGCGCACCCUGUCUGGCGUGUCGGGCGUGUCGCACCGCACGACGUCGUCUGGCGCGAUCGACCCUUUACGGCGGACGUCCUUCGGCGUCACACCGUCAUCUACGCUGCGACGGUCGACUGUGUCCUUGGGUGCAGUGGUGUGGGGGGUCUGAAGGCGCAGAGGUCGAUGACGGCGAUUAGCAGCGGGUACGGGUCUAGCGUCGGGCCGACGAACGGGAACGGAAACUCAAACUCGAACUCGCAUUCGCAUUCGCAUUCACAUUCGAACUCGCUAUCCUACACCACCUCGCAGAACCAGUCUCCUCAACCUCAACACCAGUCUUCCCAACCUCAACCACAACUGCAACACCAACUCCGAAACCAACCCUCCAACCCCACAUCCAACGCUGCCGCCCUCUCCCUCGCCCAAGCAGAGCGCUUCAGCGCCGCCACCAACACCACAUCCACAACGACAGACGAGGACUACUACAACUCGUACUACGCAACCCUCUUACACAGGCCCGGGUCGGAGCGCGUCCCGCUCAGCCAGAUACCGGACGUGCAUCCGUAUCAGCAGUUGGCUCCCGGUGUCGGCCCGGGUGUGGGAGGGGGUAUGGGAGGGACGGAGCCAUCGAUCCAGGACUCGCCAUACUCUGACUCGUCGGAACGACGGCUCCUACCGAACCAGAAUCGGAGUGGGCAUAGGUAUAACACGUCGAGUGGGACGAGUAAUAGCGGUGGUGCAGCAGCGGCGAACGUGAACAUGAAGGGUGCGAUUGCACGACGCGACUUUGCGUAUAUGGGCGGGGCUGGAGCGCUUGUUGGAGUUGGAGUUGGUGCGCUUGCGGUUGGAGGACCCGGAGGAGCAGGAGGACGGGAAGGUGGAGUAGCCGGCGGAGUGUCGCGGGCGAACUCGACCUCGACCUCGAACACUGCGAGCACAACCUCGGCUUCCGCUUCAGGUUCUGGAACGGGCACUUCGCAUGGACGCGGUCUUGUGAUGACGACGGCCAGCCAGCAAACACAGGGACAUCCGUACGCCAGCGCGUACGCCUUCCCCUCGCAGACCCGCGACGAUCCUUACAGCCCGCACACACCACACUCCGCACCUAUCAUACACACACCCCACUCUCUGGACGGCGUACCCCGACUCACCAUCUCGCCCGUCGACGCGUCCAACCCACACCCAAAUUCCUCGCACCUUACCCAGCGCCGCCAACCCGCAAGCGCAGACGCCGCACACCACACCUUCUCCUCCGUCUUCUCCUCCCUAUCACCCCGCUCUCACACCUCUCGCCUCAACUCCCAAGGGCGGUUAGGUGGUUUUGCGACAGGUGGUCUCGUAGGUGGAUUAGGAUUGGGCCUGGGAAGGUACCUGAAGAGCUCGAGCUCGACGCCGAAUUUGCGGGAGAGCGUCAUCGCUAUCGACGCUGCUGAGGCUGCGAGGGCAGGGCAAGAGAGUGCAGGUGUAGACGGCCCACCGCCCUAUGCGAGCCCGACGACGUGGGCGCAUGCACAUGGUGCUGGCGGUGGCGGGGCGGAGGUCGACCCACCGCCGAGUGGGCAUCCGUACACUACCGCCACCCCCGCUAUGAACCAACGCGAAGAACCCGCUGCGAUAGCUACGACUCAUCUCUCAGUUCCUCCACAAAAACAACCGGCCACGGUACCGCCCCCGUUCGUACCCCCCAAAGGCCUCGACAAAUGGCUCUCCGCCGAAACGUGGUGCGACGCCGUGCUCUUCCCGCGUCCACGGCUGCGGCUCAAACACGAGCUGCUCACGUCUUCGUCGUCGUUCGGUGACGGACACGGUUAUAACAGGAUAACGGACGCCCCACCUACGAUCAACGUACCACUCACAGGGAGUGGGAGGAUCAGGGAGACGAGAGAGAUAGUGGGCAGGGAGGGCAAGGAAAACAAGGAGAGAGAUGGCAAGGAGGGCAGAGAUGUGAAGGAGAAGGAGGCGAGAGAGGAGGGCAAGGAGAAAGAUGGGAAGGAGGCAGGCACAACAAGACCCGCUCCCAUCCGCCCACCUCGUCCAAAGAGCUUCGCGAUGGACGACCUGGCGCUGCCGUCGCCCGUGCCUUCGUUAGCCCACAUGGCAAGCCCAGGCGCUCGCCUCGUUCGGGAACAAGCGCGCGCGCAGCGUCUCGCGCACGCGUGCUAA